AUGUCAAAGGCCCCCAGCAAUGUCUACCCCUCUUUAGACGCCAGCAAAAGACAGAUCCGCUUGGUGAAGCUCAUACCACAUGACAGCUCAGCUGAAACCAUCUGCUGCGAGCUGAGCGCAGUCUCUCUGGACGACACCCCAGCGUAUACGGCCCUGUCUUACUCCUGGACGAAGGAACCACCCGGUCACACUAUCCUAUUGAAUGGCCAACCCUUCGCGGUACGGCCCAACUUGUUUGCCUACCUCCAGGAGAGAUCAGCCCAGUCGGAUGCAUCUCAGUGGAUCUUUAUCGACGCUCUCUGCAUCAACCAGGCCGAUAACGACGAAAGGAGCACGCAGGUGUCUUUAAUGGGCGAUGUCUAUCGUUGCGCCGAACAGGUUGUGGCGUGGCUGGGUCCGAAUCCUGCUAUCGACGGAGAGUCAUUAUCCCAAUGGCGAGCAAUGGCUGACCAGGUACUGCUCAACAGGAUGGCAGCACUUGACUCGGAAGCGCUGUUGCACGCGAAGCGGAUGCAAGACACCUUCGCACGACCAAGCUAUUGGCUGCAACUCUGGAUUGUGCAAGAAGUGGUACUGGCGCGAAGGCUGACCUUGCAAUGUGGAUCCUUGGUGAUGCCAGAGCAACGAAUCCUGCUAGACUUCAGCCUCUUUCCUGGUAGAAAACGGACGAUAUCGGAAAAGGACAUCGUAUUCCCGCGCGUACUUCCGCCUUCCCAGCAGGAAACUGAAGACGACCGCGUUGCGAGAGUGAUUGACAAAGUGUCAAAAGUUCUCUACCGGCGACACAACAUGUUGGGUGAGGAUGACGACUCUGCUAAGGAACCCAUAGGCAGACUUCUAGGGACGUUUCACUCGAAUGCAUUCUCAGUACGUCACGAUGCUGUAUUCGGGCUCCUUGGCCUUGGCCGUAGCCGCCUGCGGCCUGACUACGACAUGUCAGUGUCAGACCUGUUCAUGUUCAUUCUGGUCGAAUUCUAUUUGGAAAACGUGCCGAACGGAAUGGGCGUUGGGGAUGUUAUGAACCCCUACUGGAGAUACCCACUGGGCUCAUUGAUACCGAAUUUCAUCUAUGCGCUCAUGGCAGCAUUGGAUCUUGCUCCGGACGAUGCAGUGGUCGCUCUACUCUUGACGGAGAGUAGUCGUCUCUUCUGGGGAGAGCAUAGAAGUCGUAAACUCUACCACGAUAUCCUGGCACGCUGUUAUAUGGAAAAUCCCAGUCAAUGGACACUGAUACCCAGUAUUGCUCGACAGUACGCCUUGGCGCGGUCUUGGAAGAUUCUUCGGGACCUACGCAUGUAUGAGGCUCAGAAUGCGAUGUUGCCAGAUCCUGAUGGAAAGUCUACAGCCCGGCCAUACAGUGAGUGGAAAGCAAAGGCCAUAGACCAGGUCGAGAGCUUGAGACGCGCUAUGGACGGCUACGGUCGCAACACACUCGAUGUUUGA
Saxophila tyrrhenica is the source of this 1443-nucleotide messenger RNA. RefSeq lists its product as uncharacterized. The transcript has a single exon. NCBI's taxonomy places the organism in Eukaryota, Fungi, Ascomycota, Dothideomycetes, Mycosphaerellales, Extremaceae. The record is from RefSeq and is a predicted model, not a curated record. The coding region runs from base 1 to 1443 and encodes 480 amino acids.